This is a messenger RNA of Venturia canescens, 2086 nucleotides long. It is a transcript of the gene pll, whose product is annotated as serine/threonine-protein kinase pelle. Lineage: Eukaryota; Metazoa; Arthropoda; Insecta; Hymenoptera; Ichneumonidae. The transcript is spliced from 4 exons. Gene Ontology annotation, biological process: signal transduction; protein phosphorylation. The coding region runs from base 241 to 1782 and encodes 513 amino acids. Gene Ontology annotation, molecular function: protein kinase activity; ATP binding; protein binding. The record is from RefSeq and is a predicted model, not a curated record.
UCAUCGCAUCGCGCGGUCAUCAACGCGCGCGUGCACUUCGAUAUUUUUCGCCAAUUCUCGAUCUCAAAGUUGGCGUAGUUUUUUUUCUCUUAGUUCAGUCCAUAUGUUUCAUUCGAAACAGCUGAUGAGCUAAUAUUUUCAAAAUCAGUUUGAGGUUAUGUUUCAUCGCGUGAACAUUUUUACCGAACAAGAAAACAUUAAUUACUCUAAUUGGACUGAAAAUCCACUGACUGCAUCACGAUGGCAUCCCCACAAAACAAUGAGGGAACAAAAGAUAUCAAAUAUAUUUAUAACUUGCCCUUUUUCGAACGUUCCGAAUUAUGUAAAAUAUUAAAUCAAAAUGACAAGUGGGAGGAGCUCGCAGGAAAUUGGAUGAAAUACGAUAUGUUGACGAUUCAAAAUUUGAGAAAAGAGAAAAACCCAACGGAUGAAUUGUUAACAUUAUGGAGUCACUAUAAUCAUACAAUACUUGAAUUAUUUGUCCUUUUAUCAAAAAUGGAGCAUUAUCAGUCAAUGGUGCCAUUGAAGCCGUUCGUAGAUCAAAGAUUUCACGCUCUCAUUGACAGUGGCGAAGGUAAUUUGCGACGAGUUCUGGGCCAAAGGACAAAGAACAAAAAUUCCAAGGAUUUGAAAAUUGGCACACAGAAUUUCAAUGAGAGUGUCCCUCGACCUCCUAUGAUUCCCAAAGUCGUGAUAGCGGAAAGCACUCGAGAAGAGUCUCAUAAAAUAUUGAACCAGCCGAUACAACUUGUACAAGGGAGCGGAGUUGCUCCAAGUAAUUCUAAUAAUUUACUGGUCGUUUCUCCAGUACCAGGCUCCCGUCUUUCACCAGUACUUCAAAAUGUUGCCUCCAGCUCUAAAAACUUGAACACUGUGCCUUUUACUCAUAUUGAAUCUACUCUGCCACAAAUCACCUAUGGUGAAUUGGCUGUAGCGACAGAUCAAUGGAACAAACGUAAUAUUUUGGGAAAAGGAGGUUUUGGCACUGUUUACAGAGGAAUUUGGAAAAACACUGAUGUAGCUAUAAAGGAAAUUGAACGUCGUGGACCAGAAUCGGACAGCAGUUACAUAAUACAGCUGCAACAAUCUCUAAGAGAAAUAAAAAUAUUGAAUUCACGUCCUCACGAAAACAUUCUUCCACUUUACGCGUACAGUCUUGGCGGCGAAUCCCCCUGUUUAGUAUAUCAAUUUAUGCAAAAUGGUUCUCUCGAAGAUAGACUGCUCUUAAGGCAGAAAUCUUUGCCACUCAGUUGGAUGCAAAGGCACGAAAUAGCCAAGGGAACUGCUCGAGGUCUGCAGUAUUUACACACGAUCGGUGAAAAGCCUCUUAUUCAUGGUGAUAUCAAAAGCGCCAAUAUAUUGUUGGAUAAAAAUUUUGAGCCAAAAAUUGGAGAUUUUGGGCUGGCACGAGAAGGUCCCGAAAAAGAAUCCAUGAAGGUUAGUAAAGUUCACGGUACGAGACCCUAUUUACCAGAAGAAUUUCUUCGAGGAAAGACAUUAUCUACGAAGGUAGAUACUUACAGUUACGGCAUCGUGCUAUUCGAGUUAGCGACGGGAUUACCCGCAUACGACGAGUCGAGACCAAAGUAUCGAUUUUUGAAAGACUUUGUCGAUAACUGGACGGAACGAUAUUUACCUCGGCUCAUGGAUAAAAAAGCUGGCGAAGAAUUAAAGGAAGUUUAUCCUAAUUUGAUUGUACUGGGGAAAUGGUGUUCGAAUCGAUUGGCCAAAGAUCGACCGGAAAUGGAGUUGGUAUUUCGCAAGUUAAAGGAUCUCGGAUAACUAUUUUUAACAUUUUUUCAUAACAUUGAAACAUCGAAUGUAAAUCAACAUAUUUUUCAUAACGUAUUUUUGUAAUAAUUUUUUACCUCAAAUGUUACUUCAAAAGUACUUUGGUCGACAAAUAAUUAGGUCACUUGUAUAAUUGUAUAAAAAAGAACGAUUGACUCAAGAAAGCAACAAUAUCUUGUCAUUCACGGAUAUGACGUUCAAGAAUCAUUGUCAAAGAAUUUGUAUUACUGACGAAUUUCAAAUUCGAUGUACAAAUAUUGAAAAUGUAAUAAAUUUGUAAAUAUUUGAUAUUUCA